AUGUGCUCAAAACAAUUAAUUCUCUUCAUUGUUACAUUCUUGCUAUGUUUGACAUUUGCUUUCGCUCAAGAAACUCAACAAGAUUCGAAUAAGCAAAGACCUCCAAGACCAAAUGGAUCAAUGCCACCUAGACCAAUGCCUUCUGGUGGAAUGCCUCCAAAGCCACAAGAUUCUCAUAUGCCACCAAGACCUACUCCUCAACAAUCUGGUCAAUUGCCACCAAGACCAAAACCUCAACAUUCUUCCAAGCCACCUAAGAAACAACAAGACGAAUCCCAACAAUCAAACACUGAAUCUGCUCAAGAUGAUAACAAUUCCAAUUUGGAUAACAAUGAAAGAGAAUCUCGUCAAAAUGAACGUGGAUUUCCAUUUGGAAUGAUUUUGGCAAUAAUUGGAGGAAUUGUCUUGACUUGUUCUACUUGUUUAAUUUGUGGAGCUUCUAUUACAUUUUGCAUUUUGAAGAAGAAGGGUUAUUCUAUUUCAUUACAAAAGAAAGAAUCUCAUCAACCAUUAAGAGAGGAAGAAGAAAUGCCAUCUCAAUUUAUGGCUCAAGUUCCAGUUGUGUAUAGCCAAACUCCAAUUGUUCAUUAUCCAAUUAUUCAACAACAACAACAUGUUUAA
This is a messenger RNA of Naegleria gruberi, 621 nucleotides long. RefSeq lists its product as uncharacterized. The transcript has a single exon. Lineage: Eukaryota; Heterolobosea; Eutetramitea; Acrasida; Naegleriidae. The record is from RefSeq and is a predicted model, not a curated record. Bases 1 to 621 code for a protein of 206 amino acids.